Mercurialis annua (annual mercury) is the source of this 1149-nucleotide messenger RNA. Its product is annotated as protein MAIN-LIKE 2-like. The coding region runs from base 1 to 1149 and encodes 382 amino acids. Gene Ontology annotation, biological process: meristem development; meristem maintenance. NCBI's taxonomy places the organism in Eukaryota, Viridiplantae, Streptophyta, Magnoliopsida, Malpighiales, Euphorbiaceae. The transcript is spliced from 4 exons. The record is from RefSeq and is a predicted model, not a curated record.
AUGUCGGAUUCCGAACGAGAUGAAAAUCGACAACCCCCGGGCGGAAAGCGUAGGGGGAAGUCGUGUUUGGCCCCAGAAUUAGGGGGGUCGGGAGCCCGUCGCGUUACUACGCGUAAAGUUUCUGCUUCAGCUAGACGGAAGAAACAACCGACACAACUGACGCAUACUUCUCCCGAUAACAGACGCAAGUCUGUUGAUGAUCUUAGAGAGUCUGAUGAUUUCGAGAGCUCAGAGGACGAGCCAAGUGAAAAAAUUUACAUUUCUAAACGGAAGAAGGGUGCAGGUGGUCGGUUCGUUGGCGACUCGUCAUCGGGGUCGAACAGACGACCCGAAGAGGGUGACGUGUGGACCGUUACUGGUCCAGUACCUGAUGGACCCGAGGAUGACACUGUUAUUCCUAGUUUUCUCGGACAUGUCGCUUCUAGGUUAUGGGAUGGGGCGGACAGAGGCGUGCUGAAGUGUCAGACUAGACAUGGAGCUCUUCGGAAGCAGAGACAAUGGUAUGAGACGGCCUCAGAGGAGGUUAAGGUGCUGAUAGACGGGACUGAGUUAUCACAUCUCCCGUUUAUCAUGUUUGAUCAUCUGGAUAUCCCGCUCCUUUCUGCAUUUGUGGAGCGAUGGCAGCCAGAUACAAACUCUUUUCACAUGCCAUUCGGGGAGAUGACCAUCACAUUACAUGACGUGUGGCAUAUUCUUCGCAUUCCAGUUGGUGGAGCUAUGGUUUCAGGUCAGCCGAAUAAGGCUCAGCUGAUGGCUUACUGCGUACAGAUUUUAGGUAUUUCACCAGAGGAUCUGGUGAGUAAGAUGACCAAGCAUUUUGCCCAGGGAGGUGUGCUGAUUGAGUCGAUCAUCAGCUUAUGUAGGCAUGGCCGUAUUGCAGAGGUGGAGGCGAUAGCCUGGAUCUGGUUGACGUUAGGUUGCACUUUAUUCACUGAAAAGAGUGGCCAUCGGAUUAGACCUGCAACCAUAUGGGAGGUGCGGGAUGGAGUCACAGAUACGAGUACAGUUUCCUGGAGCUCAGCUACACUUGCUUAUCUCUAUCGGCAGCUUGGAAUCUCAUCGAGAGGAGACUGCUCGGGUUUGACUGGGUGUCUGACACUGCUGCAGACAUGGAUUUAUGAGUACUUUCCAUGCUUUCGACCCCAGUGA